AUGUCCUUUGGUUUUUUCAGAGGCAGCUUGUGAGACUCUUUAAUCCACAUCAGACUCUGUGGCACUGCCCUUUUAAAGCCAUCCAAGCUGUUCAGUCUCCUGCUGCAAGUCUUGGUCACUAAUAGUGAAGUAGACAUGUCGGUACACACUGGACUUGGACAAUAAUAUUGGGUUUACUGGAUUUCACCGAGAUUUCUUUCAGAUUUGGAUUCUGAAUCAAGUGCUUAAUUCAGCGGUGGUUUAUUGUUUUCACUGUGAUCAUGUGGUCAAACUGUGACAUUCGUUCAGUGAAAAGUGAAGAACACUGCAGAAUUGGAGAGAGAUUGAGGCCGGACACAGGGAUUGAGGAGGAAAUUACUGCACAGGAUCUGGCUGAAGUGCGCAAGUUACAAGAAUUAGUGUGGGGAUUGGGAAUUCAAAAUGAUGCUCUAAGUGAGAGAUGGAGAAACGUUAACACCAACAACCAGUCUCUUUCUUGUGUGCCCAUAGACUGUCCCUCUUUGCUGGAGAAACAUAAACAUUUCUGGGAUUUACUGGAUCCUGAACUGACAAAGAUCAAUGGGGAUAGUGAAUCUCCAUCACCUCAUGACAGCCCAAUAGAUAUUAUUGUGGAGCAGGAUGGACACAAUUAUGGCUCUUAUACACACUUGCCCCAUGAUGACAUAUUGGAGGAGACAAAGAGGCAGGGAUGCAUGGGCUCAGUUACGUUAUUAGACAGGGACACAGAGAAGAGAGCAGAUCAGUCUGCUCUGGACCUGGUGGACCUCUUGAAUCUAGAGGAGUACUGUGUGGUGGAUAAUGAUGUGAGCUGGCUAUAUGAGACACCAAAGAAACAGGCAUCUGCUGAGCAAAAUGAGUCACCUAUAAAGUGGUGCAGACAAGUCCUGGAUAACCCCAGCCCUGAAACAGAGAUGGCAUGUCGUGAGCUUAUUAAUAUUCUGGACCAUAAGACAAGAUGGAGGAGUAUUUUUAGGAGGCACUCCCACAGACUUCCUGUAGCCUUUCCUGACAAUGGAUCUCUCUGCAUAAGUUCACCUCCGCUGUACCACAGAUCAACUUACAGAAGUCAACAAACCAAUAAACCUAACUUCUCCGAUGACAGUGAUGCUUGUUUACGAUCCCCAAUGGACAAGAACGAGCGAAGUCCAUCAGUCAGACCACAGGACCUCACUGAUGUCCGGAUCAUGGCUCAGAUGCAGGAAGAGAGUUUGCGACAGGAUUAUGCCUCAAUUCCUGCCACCAGCACACCAUUCAGGAGUCCCGCUGCAUCCAUGUCACCUUCUAAUUAUAGCUACAGUCAUCUAGAGUGUGGCUUGGGUAGACUAGAUACUGACGCAAAAACACGUUGUCCCAGCCAGCUACCUCACUUCAGGCAGUCCCGAUUUGGCCAGUCACCCAGAUCCAUGGGCCAGCCUGGUUACAGCAGCCAGCAGCCAAUGCCAUCCUGUCAGGCCGCCACUCAAUCUAAGCUGCUUAAGCUUGCAACAAGCAGAGGUGCAUCUACAAUCAGGCUUGGGAGUGUUGGCCGAUCUUCAUCUGUUUCUGCCAAAAGCUUGAGCUCCAGUAAAACUGCCACUGGAGCAGUGCGACAGUCCCUGAGAAAGUCAUUUCAGGCCACUUCUAUCAGAGGACUGGCGAGAGCACAGUCCCUCAGUCCCUCUGGUUUGAGGAUCCCCUAUCCCAGCAAGGACUACUCUGUUGAAGGGUAUGUGACAAGUCAUGGUCGUGUCUAUGCAUCUUCAGAGCGGUCAACUAUCUCAGCUCGGAGCCGACUAGGGCAAUUUGCCAAUUCCCGAAGGUGAAAAGAUGUACCCAAAAAAUAUUCUUAGUCAUUCCUGUAACAUUCUCACUGAAAACAAUUAUUAAAGCAGGUAAAACAGUA
Esox lucius (northern pike) is the source of this 1882-nucleotide messenger RNA. RefSeq names its product SLAIN motif-containing protein-like. Gene Ontology annotation, biological process: microtubule nucleation; positive regulation of microtubule polymerization; cytoplasmic microtubule organization. Gene Ontology annotation, cellular component: microtubule plus-end. Bases 261 to 1802 code for a protein of 513 amino acids. Lineage: Eukaryota; Metazoa; Chordata; Actinopteri; Esociformes; Esocidae. The record is from RefSeq and is a predicted model, not a curated record. The transcript is spliced from 6 exons.